Molecule: messenger RNA, 1840 nt
Organism: Mugil cephalus (flathead mullet)
Lineage: Eukaryota; Metazoa; Chordata; Actinopteri; Mugiliformes; Mugilidae
Gene: snapc1b
Product: small nuclear RNA activating complex, polypeptide 1b
Exons: 10
Coding region: 153-1205 (350 amino acids)
Biological process (GO): snRNA transcription by RNA polymerase II; snRNA transcription by RNA polymerase III
Cellular component (GO): snRNA-activating protein complex
Molecular function (GO): sequence-specific DNA binding
Source: RefSeq, a predicted model, not a curated record
GGUCGUUGUCAAUUCGUUUGUUUACGUUGAAGGAGCCAAAAAAAAUGAACCGUUUUCUGGUUGUAGCUGUUAAAAGACAGACGUGUAAAGGUUGAACAAAUAAAUAUGGAAUCUCGGAGCUUUUAUUAAAUAUAUUUUAACCUCGCAGUCAGAUGGAUUUCUGCAGGAAACAAGUGAAAACGGACUGCGAGGAGCUGCUGAGCCGCUUCCAGAAAACAGACUCGGUCCGCUUCGAGGUUUUCUCCAAAAUAUGGAGAGAGAUGAAGUUCUCAGAGAUUUUCUACGGCACAACGAAGCCGGAGGAGCGGCCGUUCAGCCGUCUGGUUCUGGACGUGGCCUCCAGCUUCUUCCUGCCUCCGUUCAGCUUCCAGAUCCGAGUGGGGGGACUUUACCUGCUGUACAGUCUGUACCACUGCCAGACCACCUCGCCCUCAGAGCAGAUCCGCCUGGCGCUGAAGGACUGGGAGGACGUGGAGAAGUUUGAGAGAGACGCUGUGGACGCUCAGCACUUCGACGUCGUCUACAUCCUACGAAAACUGAUGUGCUGCAAAGCUUUCCAGUUCACUGCCAUGCCUUCUCUGCUCGCCUACAAGAAGAAGAGGAAAGUGGAGGUGGCAGCGAUGCGCGAGGAGUUCAUGGAGCGAGCGUCUCGUCCUCAGGAGCUGAUCAACGUGGAGCUGCUGGAGGAGUUGUCCAACGUUCACGAGCUCUACGAGAAGAUGAAAACCACCGUGUGUGAGACGUCGCCGGCGGCCGAUCGCUCCGUCAACCUGAUCCGCAAGAACCUCGUCCCUCAGCUCCGCAGCACCGUGAUGAACUUCUACACGUGGCAGAAGAGAAAGGAACCCAUCGAUGAAGCUGAAGACAGCGGCGAGGGGACGUCCUCUCGGCAGGAGAGCUCCCAAAGAGCCGGCCUCCUCGCCUCCAUCAAGUCUAAGGCGUACGGACAAGCAGCGGAGAUCUCGAAGUCGAGGCGUCAUCGGCAGGUGGAGGUGGAUUUUACCAGUAACGAGGCCGGACCCAACAACGAGCCACGUCUCUCCAGAAUAAUCAGACCGUCGCUCAAAUCCAGAACCAAUGAGAGCGUCUAUAUCUCAGGCGACCUGCAGAAAGAAGCAACAACGAGCACUCACAUCCAUCGUCUGGUCACGCUGGACUCUGACCAGGAAGAAAAACCAAAAACAUACAAAAGAUUCAAGUGGUGAUGAGAAGAAAAUGCUGGAGGCUGAUGCUGCUGUUUUAUGGACGUUUGGUUUAUGUUUUAUUCCUUUUCAGAUUAUCAUCAGACUCUAUGAUGGUCUGAAACUAAAUGUUGUUUUUUAGAUUUUUAACAUGUAUUAUUUUAUUUAUGGAGCAGAACUUCAGGUUUCUGUUGAAAAAUCUCUGGUAAACUUUGCCUACAACAACAAAACAAAACAAAACAUGAAUGUAAUGUGAACUUUUUCCUCAUAAAGCUGAUGUACAGCUUCAUUUCUGAUACGUUACGACCUCCUCCUGAGCUUCGGCUUUUCUGCUCCUGUUUAAAUACCUUUAAAUGCCCGACCAGAGAAAAAGGCUGCACGCUUCUAAUAUUUUGUUGGAUUACUUUGAUUACAUUCUUCGGGCAUUGUGUUCACCCAUCUCAAACAGAUCGACAUCUUUUCCACCACCAUGAGAUGUGUCUUUCCACAUGGAUGUUUAAGAAAUGAGCCCAUGUAAUAAUUAUCCAGCUGGAGGCUCGUACCUAUUUGCUUAAUUAAAUGCAUGGGGCGACUUUUUAUUUUGGCCUGGCAGUGUAUUUUAUCACGGUUUUAUAUAUGUGUAUGUAUAUAUGUAUAUAAAAAAAAGUUUUUUUACUGCU